AUGCCAGCCCGGGCCCCGGAGAGGCCGUCCAUGCCGGGCCACGCCUCCCCCGGGCCCCGGAGAGCCCGGCGACGCCAGACCACGCGAGCCUGGGCCCCGGAGAGGCGGCCACGCCGGGCCACGCCAGCCCGGGCCUCGGAGAGCCCUGCCACGCCGGGCCACGCCAGCCCGGCCCCGGAGAAGCCGGCCACGCGGCGCCACGCCAACCCCGGGCCCCGGAGAGCCCGGCCACGCCGGGCCACGCCACCCCCGGGCCCGGAGAGGCGGCCACGCCGGGCCAGGCCAGCCCGGGCCCCGGAGAGCCCGUCCACGCCGGGCCACGCAAUCCCGGCCCCGGAGAGGCCGUACACGCCGGGCUACGCCAAACGCGGGCCCCGGAGAGGCGGUCACGCCGGGCCACGCCAGCCCGGUCCCCGGAGAGGCCGUCCACGCCGGGCAAAGCCACCCCCGGGCCCCGGAGGGCCCGGCGUCGCCGCGCCACGCCAACCCGGGCCACGGAAAUGCCG
This is a messenger RNA of Vespula pensylvanica (western yellowjacket), 506 nucleotides long. Its product is annotated as basic proline-rich protein-like. The record is from RefSeq and is a predicted model, not a curated record. The annotation marks the transcript as partial. Lineage: Eukaryota; Metazoa; Arthropoda; Insecta; Hymenoptera; Vespidae. The transcript has a single exon.